AUGAUGCUGCUUCUGAUUCUGACGCUGUCCAAAGUUGUCCACAAUGUGCGAUCAUUCAAUUUCGGCGCGCCACACAAAAUUGGUAUUCAGAUGGCGGCGGCGGUCACGUCGAGUUCAUAUUUGCGUUGGGUGCCGCCGAAUUCGCAAGAAUGGAGGCACACCAACAUCUCAUUGAAUGUUCGAAUGUAUUGGGAGGGGCGAUGGGCUCGCGCGAGAUACGCGAAAGGCUGCUCCGGCGACGACGACAUCAAGAUCAUACCCGUCUACUUUUGGCCCGGCGAGCGUGUCGACCUCAAUUGCAACAUGUGUCGAAUCUCAUAUUUGAUGAACGGCCUGGUGAAGCGAUGGGGCUACGCCGAGGACAUCGACGAGUUCCUAUUGAAUCCGCAACAGUUCACAAGGGUCAACGAGCUGUGGUCCGAGGUGCACAACGUCGAAUGGCACGAUGAGAAGACGAGCGAGCCGGAUGGCGGUGAAGGCGACGCGAUUUAUUUGCCGAACACCAACGGCGAGCGGUCGAACGCGAACGGCGAGCGCGUUCGCAAAACUCAUCCGAAAUAUUGGCAGAAUAAUGGCCGACUCACGAUGCUGAAUCUCGACGCGCGCGCACAAGGUGUCUAUUUUUGCUAUGACGACGAAUCGAAAAAGCACACGAGCUUUUUCUAUGUGCUAAUGGCAAUGCUUCCGCCGUUUCGCAUCACCACCGACAACCCGAAUCUAUACAGCGAUUAUUGCGGCGAGCCGAACGACGACAAAAUCUCGCCGGCGUGGAAUUGGAGAUAUCAUUUUUUGCCGAUGGCCGAUUUUCACGCGCCGCCGUCGUGCCGAUUCGAUGGCGACGGUGACGUCGCGUCGUGCCGAUUCGACGACGACGCCGACGAGGCGGCGUCGAAUUGGCCGCCGAACAUUGUCGCCGACGAGUGUAAUCGCGACAAGUGCCGCGCGAAAUUAAUCUCGCCGUCGCCGAAUAUCGAUUAUUAUAUCGAAAUGCGUUGGGAUGAAUGGACGUCGUGCGACGGCGCGCAAACGACGAAACGACGCGAAGCGCAUUGCUAUUUGGUGCGCGGCGAGAAGGGCGCGAUGAACGUGGCGAAUUGGGGCGACGCCAAAUUCUACAAAUGGGCGCGCCAUUUGGAGACGGUGUUUGAUCGAAAACCAUUCGAUACGGAAGGCAUUCGUCUUUAUAGCUCACUAUUGACCGCUGCAAUUUACGAUCAAACGAAAUUGACAAAUUGCCACAACGCCGAUGAUAGCGAGCGAUAUGAAUUGUACGACCAAGUCUGGCGCAAUGUGUUCAUGCGCAGUUUUGGUCUCACCACGGCCGACGGCAAACCAAUCGAAUCCGACAACAAUGACGCGAAUAGCACUAUUCGAAAUCCGCUCGCUGCUUGUCUCAGAUAUUCAAUUCACAAUGGUGUCGAAAAUCUUUUGGGAACGUUUGCAACCCAAGUCGAUUAUUGCUGA
Messenger RNA from Caenorhabditis bovis, 1464 nucleotides. The record is from the annotation of a GenBank genome assembly. NCBI's taxonomy places the organism in Eukaryota, Metazoa, Nematoda, Chromadorea, Rhabditida, Rhabditidae.